GUUGAGGUUGCGAUAGGGGAGGGGGAGUGGCAGUAAUCAUAACACCGGUUGGGAGCUCCGAGGGCGGUUGACAAGAUGGAGUCUGUGGGACGGUGGGUCACCGUGUCUCUGUGCCUGCUGGGCUGUGUGGCCGGGAUCAUGGCCGGUACAGAGUCUGAUGCUACAGGUGAGCUCGGAGAGGCCUGAACUCGCUCUAUUUACUUUACAUAGAGAAUAAUAUGUCCUCCCUCCAACACAGCUCAGUACUGCCCCCCCCACAAUGGGCUAAACUCAUUCCCUACCUGUGUGUUACUAUGCCAGCUCCCUGCCAUGCUUAAUGCUGGCACCACAUUACAGUGCUUGUAGUACCAGAACAGGUUGGAGGGUCUGUGUGUAUAUAUAUAUAGCCCCCCCGCCCCCCACCUCCCCCAUACAUUACACUAACAGUAAUAUCUACAAGGAUACAUUGUUAGCUUUCAGUAAUGUAUCAUGGGAGUUGUAGUUCAGAUAUUACUGAUCUGACUUGGUUUUGGCUGCUCCUACUAUUAGAGAUUAGCACUCCUUGUACUGUAAGUUCACAGUAAUAACUCUCCUACCCCCAGGGGAUACUCAUACUGUAAUUAUGUAAUGGGGGGGGGGGAGAGAGAGAAUCUCCUCCUAAUAUCUGUUAUCAAUAAAGGAUAUCCAGGCUUCCUCCCUCCCCUGGAGGUGCUCUAAUUGGAUUCUAUAGGCACCAAAAUCACUUCAUCUCAGUGAAAUGGUCAGGAUGCUAUGCUCUUGUAGGUUCACCCCUGCCUGUUUUGCAUGAAACACAAUGUUUACAUUGCAGAGUUGACAUGGUUCAUACUGACAACCGCUGCAUGCGCUUCUGCCCCAAUAGCAGAGUUAAACUUGCCUAUUCAAUCAGAUGGUCUCAGAGAGAUAAUUUGAUUGGCCCAGUGUGGUGUUUUGCUGCGCAUGUACACUAACUUUCCACUGUUUCACUAUGGGUUUGACUGAGAUUAUCUUAACUGAUGAUCUCAGACUAAGAGGUAGAAGGGCAUUGUGGAGAGUUGAAAAUUAAGUAAAUCUCCCCCUUCAAACCAUUGUGUAAAGCAGCACUGUCACACAGGAUCCACUGUAGACCUCAGUGCCAUACUCUGGAGUACCGCCGUGAUGUAAGCUCUUGGCACUUCAGCACCAGGAGCAGAAGAGAACCAGACAGAAGAAAAUGGCGACACCCACUCUUUACCUGCUCUCUAAUAGCAUACUUAACCUGCUUAUGCUGGAUGUCAAAUAGAUUCAAUAAUUUAAUCUAUUUUAUUUCAAAGCCCCUAGAGGUGCAGGAAUUACACAUUGUUAACAAUGUUGUAGCUGAGAAACAGAGCAGUUUAUAUUUGCAAGACUGUAGGGUCAACAGCUGUGCCCUAAAAGAUGAAAUAAUUUUGGUGCUAAGACUGUUAAUUAAAAAGUAGGCAGUUGUGUGGUGCCUGGUUAGGCUUACUACUUUAACUGCUAUUUUCAGAUGUUUUAUUUUUCUUUCUUUAGGUUUAAUAUAUGUAUAUCUUCAACACCCUGUGUUUUUUUCUCAAAUAACCUGUGAAAAUAAUAUAAGCCAGGUCCUAGAGUACCUGGUCGUUUCCCUGCCUUCAAGCAGAAACGCUGCAAAUUAAAGGACCACUAAAGUGCCAGGAAAACAUACUCGUUUUCCUGGCACUAUAGUGCCCUGAGGGUGCCCCCACCCUCAGGGACCCCCUCCCGCCCGGCUCUGGAAAGGGGAAAGGGGUUAAAACUUACCUUUUUCCAGCGCUGGACGGAGAGCUCUCUGCCUCCCUCUCCUCCUCCGUUACGCCGCUGAAUGCGCACGCGCGGCAAGAGCUGCGCGCGCAUUCAGCCGGUCGCAUAGGAAAGCAUUUUACAAUGCUUUCCUAUGGACGCUGGCGUGCUCUCACUGUGAAAAUCACAGUGAGAAGCACGCAAGCGCCUCUAGUGGCUGUCAAUGAGACAGCCACUAGAGGGGGGGAAGGCUUAACCCAUUAAUAAACAUAGCAGUUUCUCUGAAACUGCUAUGUUUAUUAAAAAAUGGGUUAACCCUAGCUGGACCUGGCACCCAGACCACUUCAUUAAGCUGAAGUGGUCUGGGUGCCUAGAGUGGUCCUUUAAGAUUCCUUCCUCGGCCCUCUGUGUUGCAAACAAGCAGCAACAAAUGUCACACUAAUAAUUUUGUUAUAAUUAAACAAGUGUAUUGCAUAUUAAUAACAUGGAACUUUUAUGAUCAUUAUUCUAAAAAUGGGCAGAAAAGGGUGCAGGGAGGCAGCGCUUGUGGUGUUGCCUCCCUGCACUUUUUUCUGCACAUCAACCAUAUCACCAGAAAGAAGAGACUCUGGUUAGGGGAGUCAAAGCUGCCACACAUCCAGAAUACAAGCGCCAAAAACUCCACCACCUCAUACAUUAUUCUAAAGAUGUCGGUACCUUUUUUUUAUUUAUAAAAAAUUCAUGUUCGUAGUCCGCAGAAUUCAAAAUGGUAAGUUUUUAGUGGUCUGUGAGGUCCGAAUGGUUGAUCGCUGGACUAACUCCCAAAAUUCUGUCCAACAAUAUCUGAGAGGCCAAAGUUUGACAACCUUGAAGAAGAAUGCUCUCUCAUGCCCAGUGAUUUAAUUGGACUAUUAAUACGAAGGAAUAACCCUGUCCCAGUAACUGAUUUAGAAUAUCCCUGUAGUUUACUAAACUGGUGCACACAUAGCAUAAUUGAUAAAUAGAUACAUAUGCUCAUAGAUACUUUGUUUCUACUGUCUGUUCUGGAGGAGCUAGUUCCACAGUAUAUUCCACAAUUACAGAUUGGUGAGUUUUCAAGAAUGUCACUCGUCCUCUUGGAUAUUUUUUGAUUUGUCUGUAGCAGUACUAUCAGUUUGCUGUAGGGGUUAGAAGAAUGAACUACAUUCCCAGUGUCUAUUCACACUUCAGCAAAACAAACCUGCAUGAUUUAGCAGCUGUUUAUUUAACAUACCUUAACAACCUGCUCUCUGAGGUUAACUACUUGGCUGGUAGUUUUACUUCCUGUAUACCUGUUUGCUUGGCUGAUUUCAGAUGACAUUGGUGCUUGUUUUUUUUUUUUUUUUUUGACAAAAACAAUAAAAGAUUCAUGUUUUAUGUUAUUAUUGUCAGUUAUAUAGCGCCAACAGAUUCCAUAGUGCUUUACAAUAUUAUGAGAGGGGGGAUUUAACUAUAAAUAGGACAAUUACAAGAAAACUUACAGGAAUGAUAGGUUGAAGAGGGCCCUGCUCAAAUGAGUUUACAGUCUGUUAUUUUCAGCAUGUGAACAAAUGACUUAUUUUGUAUUUUACUCCUCAUUGUAUUUGUGUUUUUUUGGCGUGCAAAGGUUUAUACAUACAUGCCUGAGGUACCCCAACAGCAUUCCUCUGGCUUGGUUUCAUGGGUCACAGUAGGGUAAUAGAUUAUUUAUUUAUUUUUAUAUAUAUAUAUAUAUAAUAUUUUUAUUUUAUUUUUUAUUUUUUUUACGGCUCAUCAGCUACUAAAGGCUGGAUUAACCCUCAAUGUAAACAUAGCAGUUUCUCUGAGCUGCGGGGUUAAAACCAAGGGGACCUGGCACCCAGACCACUUCAUUGAGCUGAAGUGGUCUGGGUGCCUGUAGUGGUCCUUCUAACUUUUUGUGGAUUAGGAAUAUGACACCUACUGAUCCUGAGAUGGACAUUUUUUUCAAUACGGUUGUAGACCUGUAAUUUCCCCCUAUCUGAUUCACUAUGCCAUGUACACUGUUACAGACAUUUUGUAUUUGACCAACUUUAAUAAAUAAAGUCAGACAGUUAGCUACAGUAGUAGCUAACUAAAAUGCUUCAUAUAGAGCAUUUUAGUUAGCUACUACUGUUUUGUGGGGAAAAAACGACCAACUGGUGGUUUUAUUGAACAGUGUAAAGCUAUGUCCAAUAAUGUACAUCUGCCGUUAUUAAUGAUUAUAUUCUUGUUGUUGCAGUGUGUUCCCAAUUGACUAACACAAGCUGUGAGCAGUGUCUGAAGAAUGUCAAGGUUAGUGAUCAGAUGUGAUGUUUUGGAUAUUAUAAUAAAAUACAUUUAUCAUUAAAGAAACCUAUAUGACUCCAUGAACAUUCCUUUUCAACAUAUGUAUUUAGUAUGAGUCAUCUCAUCGGACAUAAUCAUUUAACUUGUUUUGUGUUUUUUUUUUUUUGUUUAACUUUUUUUUUAUAUUAUACAGUUGGUUAUAGUGAAUCUGUAAAUAUGGCUAGGAAGCUAAUAACUUUGAAGUAUUCUACCCUCAAGGCUACAAUUUGCUGCAGGUGUUGGUAUGCACACAUUUUAGCAGUAGGUCCUGAAAAAUUAAAUUUUAUAUUUGUGUGAUCAUCCCAUUAAUAUAAUACAAGCAGUUGUAGCUAUGGAACAUGUCCAAAACCAGAGCAUUUUACCUGCACAGAUAAUGAGCUCCCAGUACACUGAUCUACUGGGAUUUAAACUGCAUAAACAAUCCAAUGCACAUAUCAACAAUCAUUAUAGUUACAUUUAUCAUCAAAGCUGAAAAUCUCAAGACUUAUUAAACGUCCCUUUUAUUGCAGCUCCACCUGGGUCUGCUGCGACUGGCUCCGCCCCCACUCCACUUCCUUGGCCAAGAUCAUCAAAAUUGAUCUGAGCCAAUCCACAUUAGAAGGCUAUUGCACAUGCAUGGCAAAACGCCACGCUGCGCAAAAUCUGCAUCUACUCAUUUAAUCUAUGCAUCUCUAUGAUGUUCAGCACCUCCAUACAAAAUGAGGAGAAGCUGAAUGUAAUAUGCAGCACUGACCCAGAAAGCACCACUAGUAGCUGUAUGUGUGACUGCCACUAGAGGUGUUACUCUGAAAGGGCAGUGUUUACAUUAAAAGGCCUGCAGAGACAUGCUAUACCAAAACAACUGCAUUAAAGGGACACUAUAGUCACCUGAACAACUUUAGCUUAAUGAAGCAGUUUUGGUUUAUAGAACAUGCCCCUGCAGCCUCACUGCUCCAUCCUCUGCCAUUUAGGAGUUAAAUCCCUUUGUUUAUGAACCCUAGUCACACCUCCCUGCAUGUGACUUGCACAGCCUUCCAUAAACACUUCCUGUAAAGAGAGCCCUAUUUAGGCUUUCUUUAUUGCAAGUUCUGUUUAAUUAAGAUUUUCUUAUCCCCUGCUAUGUUAAUAGCUUGCUAGACCCUGCAAGAGCCUCCUGCAUGUGAUUGAAGUUCAAUUUAGAGAUUGAGAUACAAUUAUUUAAGGUAAAUUACAUCUGUUUGAAAGUGAAACCAGUUUUUUUUUUCAUGCAGUCUCUGUCAAUCAUAGCCAGGGGAGGUGUGGCUAGUGCUGCAUAAACAGAAACAAAGUGAUUUAACUCCUAAAUGACAGUGAAUUGAGCAGUGAAAUUGCAGGGGAAUGAUCUAUACACUAAAACUGCUUUAUUUUGCUAAAGUAAUUUAGGUGACUAUAGUCUUCCUUUAAGCCGUAGUUGUUCUGGAGACUAUAGUGUCCUCUUAUGGAAAUCCUGAUUUACAUGUUAAUCUCCAAUCUGUGCUUUCUUACCUAUGAUUUUAUAAGGUGUUCCUGCUCCUUGUUCAAUCACCCUGAGGCUUAAGGACCUUGUUUUCCUGUGCGUCUAAAUUUUUUUUUCUUCAGUAACUACAGUUUGUACGCUUGCCAAGGAAUAUGCAAUGAACAUGGUUUUUAACUAUGUAUUUUCUGAAUAAUGUUUUUUUUUAUUAGUUAUGUUGGGUAGGAAUAGGCAAUUGAGAAGGACACUUCUAAGUCAACUCGCCCUUUACAUUUUAAUGCAUUUUAUUAAUAGCUUCAUUGAAAACUGCUUGGAUUACAUUUGCCACCCUAUAAAAAUUUUAGUGAUCGCUCUAAUCUAAUAUUUUCUUGGAAUUAAUAGGAUAAUCUGUACUCAGUUUGACAUCACUCAAUGGUAUAUACUGUGCACUUAAAGGGGUACAGCAGAGACAGGGAACAGAUUAUUGUCUAGUAUACCCUUGGCUGGCAUCUAUAGUUAAUUUAUUUUAGAAACUAGCAUACUGGUAAACCUCACACUUGCAGGAAAUUAUACAAUAUCCUUGCUUUUAUUCCAGUAUCUACAGGCUUUUGACCAAUUCUUGAAAGUGCUUCCUUACAUCACGGGUCCUCAAACUCUGGUCCCCCAGAUGUUGCUGAACUACAACUCCCAUGAUUCUUUGAAUUACAUAGAUAGCCAGAGAAUCAUGGGAGUUGUAGUUCAGUAACAUCUGGGGGGCCGGAGUUUGAGGACCCAUGCCCUACAUUGUGCACUAUUCAUAUUCUCUCUCAAUGAACACAUUCCAAAUUAUUCAUGAUUUAAAAAAAUAAAUACUGUACUUCUAAAAUAUUUGUUUUGAGAACAUCUAUAACAUGUAUAUUUUUUAACUGAAGUGCCCCUUUAUGGUUUGCCUGUUCUGUUUCAUGCUAAGGUAUUUCUUGUAUGAGUUUAAAAGUAAUUUGCUCUGGAAACCUGUUCUACAGAUUCUCUGGAAUCUCUGACGAGCAGAACUGGAAGGAAAUUGAAUUGUGCACAAACAUCCCCUCCUCUCUGUGUUUGCAUUGAAUACACUAUGUUUAUUCCAAUUUAUGGUAGGAAGUGUGUCCUACUCACAAUCCCCAUCAUACUUUGCAUGUUCUAAUGUGGAUUAUAAAUGGUUUUGUAAUCCCGAUCGGAAUUUUCAUUACAAUGUUUAAUUGUUCAGUUAAACCAUUCCUCGUCUCUCACAAAGCUUUGACCUCCUAAUCCUGCAGCUCUGCUUUCUAAGCACCAAACAUCCAAGAACUAAAGCUCAGAGUAGCUUGCUAAAGUGCAUUAUAGUUAGAUUUAUCAAAGCUGAAAAUCUCAAGACUUAUUAAACUUCCCUUUUAUUGCAGCGCCAUCUGGGUCUGCUGCGACUGGCUCCGCCCCAAUCCCCUUCCUUGGCCAAGAUCAUCAAAAUUGAUCUGAGCCAAUCCACAUUAGAAGGCUAACUAUUGCACAUGCAUGGCAAAACUCCACGAUCAAUAUAUACUUCAAAGUAGUGUCUUGGAUGUUUGUUUUAUUAUAACUUUCUAGGUUUUCAGUAUAUCUAUUUCCAUAUAUGAUUUCUAUGUAACGUAACUGCUCUGCACAGAAGCAAGUUGUAUUUGGAGUGUUUCUUUAAUAAGAUAAUGGUAAAAUUUGGUUCUGCAAUAGUUUUUCAAACAUUCACCAUUACUUUACUGAGAGGGUAGUGGAUGCAUGGAAUAGCCUUCCAGCUGAAGUGGUAGAAGUUAACACACUGAGGUGGGAUAGGCAUAAGGCUAUUUGUGACAAACUCCCCUUUUCCUAUGAGUUUGCCACAAGUUUUUGGAGGGGCUUGUUUGCCAGCCUCUUGCCCAAGGACUAUGGCCCAUGUAUUAGACCUGGCUUCAGGACUGUGGAAAGACUUUGUUCAUGCCUUUUCCCCUCUACGGUUCAGUUUAUUGGGCUACCGAAUGGAUUAUGCUUAUGGUGUGCGUUUACCGAACAAACAACCGAACAGUCGGACCACACGCAAGUGGAGUAUGCAGCUUAUUUACCUCAUAGGCUGGGAGUUAACUUCAGCCAAGUUGACGAACGGCUGGAUGGUCACAGUUUGUAAAGUCAAACACGUGGUGGCAGCCAUCUUGUUUAGUUGAACGCGUCCAGUGGUGUUUUGUCGUUGAGCGCAUGGAACUAAAAUCAGACACUCAGCGGCACGAACACCGCUGGGACUUCCACCUCCAGUUAGGUUCGACUAGAAUUGCAUGAACGGAGCACCGUUCAGUAGAAAUAAUCUACUGAACCAGAUGCACAAAUGGCUCAGUUCGACAAUUUGAACGUUACUUUGACUGUUGAAAUAGACCGGCCGCACAGCCUAAUUCUCUGGAACUAUUCUGGGCAUGAAGCUGUGCGGUCGGUCAAAAAGAGACUUCCAGGAAAUUCCUGAACCCCUGCUCUAAACUGGGUGAUUUUUGCAUAUGUUGUUCACCCAGGUCAGGGCUAUCAGGGGGUGUGACAUUUAUGGGAAUGUUGUGCUUUGGGGUACUUAUGAGACUUUGUAAAAUGUGUUUUGGUGUUUGGUUUUUUUUGUUUUUUUUUUUGCCUGGAGGUAAUGGAGUUAUUACAGUAUCUGACUCUGUUUGUAAUAGGAGUGUCAUACUUUGUCACUGUAUUGUUAUUGGCUGUAAACUUUGUGUCCCUGUCCUCCACAAGGUCCAUGUGGGAGUGCCCUUGCAUGGGGACUUGCAUAAAAAGCCAGCUGUGGCUUCCAUUAAACACACUUGUUUUAUUCUUCAUGAAGUCUAGGCUCAUGUUUGGAGAACUACAUUCACUCUAGGGAUUGCUAUAACCACUAUAAUCACUAAGCUCUUGUAAGAGCUGUUCCUGCUACACUCUCUGGACUAGGAGAGGUCUACCUACUGGAAGCUGGUCUUGGGUCCAGGGUGGGUGGACGGCGACGAGACCCCAACCAAACUGCGGCGGUUUGUGUGGUUUACAGUGGUUAUGGUGUUCCAGUGCAGUGCUUAUGGUACUAGGAAGCUGCAAUUGACGGAGGUACCCGGUCUGGGUGCCAGGCGGUCCGUCACACUAUCCUAGACUUACGAUAAGGCCAGGGACUAAUUCAAAGUAUCCCUAAAUAUUGGGCCGAAUGAUUCUUAUCUGCCGUCACAUUCUAUGUUUUCUAUUUUAACCUUUAGGCCAAACUAGCAAUAUAUUUUCCAAGUCAGCUUUGUUUCCAGUUUGGGUAUGCGUCUGGAAUUUCUGGCAGCUCAGUCUUUAGUGAAUAACCCUGGAUGUAAUUAAAUUUCUCUUAAUAAAGGUUGGACUUGUUGUAAAGUAAUAACUUGCUGAGUAGAUGUAUGGCAGCUCAGUCGUAUAAAAUUCUAGAGUCAUUGUUGCUGGAUGAGAUAAUACUCUUUCCAUUGAAGUUUUGUAAUGUGUCGCUUGAGAAUUCCACAAAUCAAGAGUUACAUCAUAUAUGAUCAGUUUCCUGUGAGUCAUGGUAGACCUGCCUAGUCAUGUGUUACAAGUUUGAAAAGGACAAAGUAGCUUUUGUAUUGUGGGGUUAAAAGAACUUUAACCCCUUAAGGACACGUGACAUGUCAUGAUUCAUUUUUAUUCCAGAAGUUUGGUCCUUAAGGGGUUAAAUAUUCUGCAAUAUACUAUAGUAUUUGUUCUGUUAAAGUUUUUAAUCACUCCUUUUUUAUAACUAUAUUUAACAGCAGUUGCUUAGUACACACAGUACUAUGCAGCAGGCUGUAGUGGUUAUGGUACUUGGCGUAUUCUUUUAAAAUAAUAGAAUAAUAUUUUAGAUUAAAGCAAAGUACUAAAUCACAAUCUCUGUCCAAGUUGACUCCCACUGGAGGAAUGAAAAUUAUAAGCAAGUCAUUCUAAUCAGGUUUAAAUACAUGGCCAACUGAGGGCAUUCAAACUAUAGAACCAGCACUACUGUCAUUCCUCUUGAAACAAUUGGUACCUGGAUUAAUAAAUCUAAGACCUGCUGGAAUUAUUCCAGAAACCUGUAUAGUGUCAUUAGUGCAAGUCGGUCCAGUCUGUUAUGGCAAUCUGUAGAUAAGAGUAAUCCCAAUCUGGUAAUACAAUUCAUGGUCAUUAUUUUGGCUUUUUUUUUAAUGAAAUAACAUUCGGUCUAGUGCGCAGUCUCUUCUUUUGCCAGUUCUCCAGAAAGCCCAGUUUGGUGAAUACAUUUUAAUGAUGGGGAAGUGUUACGUAUGUUGCUAUUACAUGUGGAACUGUAUUUUGUUUCACUUAACCCUGUAACUCAAGAAAUGAGUCCCGUUAGUGAAAGAUAAUCUACCAGAGGUAACUCUUGGUAUGAGUGCCUUUUGAUGUACAUGUAGAGAAAUCAUGGGAAAGUAAGAUUUAAACAUGAUGUGGAAACAGAAUAUAUGUAAAGGCCAUAGGUGUGUAGUUGUGGGUGGGGUUUAUCAUGGUUAGUACCUCUGGACCACAGGUGUCUUGGGGAAAACUUACCUUCUGGUCCUCAGUUUUUCCGGGUCACAGCAUACUGUGUGAGGUGAUGAGUAGGAAAGGAUUGCAGUGCCGUGAGUCCUUCCCCUGGCGUUUUCUCGAGCUAUGAGGUUGUUACAUGGACCAGAGGAUGAGGGUAGGCUAGACCCCUCGGUGAUUCGACUACCCGCUUGUACUGGGUUAUCACAGUUUACUGCAGGCUCUGCUAUCCUCCUGUUUAACAUGGGGUUUUAUUAUAGGGUGUGCCACUGCAUUUUUGGCUAAAUGUCCGUACGUUCCUGCCUUCUCCCGCUUUAUUUUGUCAUCUCAAUUUUAACUCCACGAUCAAUAUAUACUUCAAAGUAGUGUCUUGGAUGUUUAUUUUUAUUAUAGCUUUCUAGGUUUUCAGUAUAUCUAUUUCCAUAUAUGGUUUUUAUGUAGUAUGUAACGUGACUGCUCUACACAGAUUUGCUGCAUCCAGUACUAUAUGGUAAAGCUACCACUUAAUGUGUAAUGAGAUUAUACUACUUCUAGUAAAUAGCCAUUGUCCCUCAGAAUUGACUACAAUUUUUAAAACCGUACCCCGAAGUGGCUUUCUGCCUAGUUCACCUGGCUGUACAUGGAGAAUCGCCUCAUUGUAAUGCUGAGGGAUGCGUGGAGUGUGUGUGGUCUGCCCCUCAAAGUUGCUACAUAUUGCCACCCAGCACUCUGAUUCUUGGGGGAAUAUCGGGUAUAGAGAACCAUGGACGUGGUUUGCAAACCAAAUACUGUGGCUCCAGACCAACAUGAAUCCAUUUUCUCUCCUAUCCAGUCCCAUAACACAGCCUUAUCCACCACCCCCACACUACAGCCCCUAAAGGAACACUACAGCAUUGGGAAUAACAUGUAUUCCUGGUGUUGGUGUUCCCCCAACCUAUUUAGGGGGGAGUUGGGGUGAAGUCAUGAGGGUUUGAAAGGAGUAUUGCUUUAAUACCGCGGCUGCUCCCCCUCCCUGGCUGCCAUCAUUCAGACUGAUGAUUUUUAACCAUAGGAAAGCAUUGGGAGGCUAGCACAGCAGCAUUUGAUUGACCAGGCUUGCUCUGUAAUCACAGUGAAGUAACUCUAUUCGCGAUCAUGUGUUUAACCUUGCAAGCGAUGCAUUGCAGUUUCAACACACCUGCGAUAUAUGAAAUUGCAGAGUAAAUUCUAAAUAGCCACUACAACAUCCUGGUACACUUAAGUUGUGUUUUUUUUUUUUUUUUUACAUUUAAAUGCUAUGAUAGCAGGAAACCUCAAUGACAUGGCAUGAUGAGAGAAUAUUAUUUAUAUAGCGCCAACAAAUUCCGCAGCGCUUUACAAUGGGUGAACGAACAGACAUGUAGUUGUAACCAGACAAGUUGGACACACAGGAACAGAGGGGUUGAGGGCCCUGCUCAAUGAGCUUACAUGCUAGAGGGAGUGGGGUAAAAUGACACAAAAAGGUAAGGAUAGUAUUAGAUUAGUGACAGUUGCAGAAGGGGAAUCAGUCAGGAGUUAUUAACCGUUUAAUUCAUACGCUUUUAUGAAGAAGUGGGUUUUUAACUAUUUUUUUUGAAGGAGUGGAGACUGGGUGAGCAUCUAAUGGAGGAGGGAAUAUAACCGAAGAACAGUUUAACUUGAUCUUCAAGAGCUGCAAUACUGUCUGAAUGUUGGGCAAAUCUAAGUUUUUAUUCUUAAUGCCGGGCUGAAUAUGGAGUCCUACGCUUCUAGCCAUGCCUUCUUAACACUUAAAGUCUGGAGGGUAAAUAGCACUCAGUGAUUUUUCUACCUACGAGAGCUGAAUUUUCACUCACCAGGGAACUGAACCCUGCUUACUGUGUCAUUAUGCUGAGCACAUAUCUUAAAUAUGUGUCCUUUCUCUCUCCCUGAAAGUUUCAAAGUAUUUGUUUAUCCACGGGCUGUAUUUGCUUUUACAUGGUUUGGUUGGAGGGAGGGAGAAUGCUAAAUCCCUUGAUAGAAAUGUUUAGGGAAAAAUGGUGUAUGAUGUCAAGGGAAGUAAAUACAGAUUUGCCUUUUAAAGACCCUGAAAAUCUCUGUAAACCUAGUUAGGAAAAUGGCAUGUAACUCAGCUGCAUGGCUGUAUACAAUUAAAGCUGCUGGUUAGGAUUCUCAAGGGUUUCAUCUAAAACCAGAAUGCAUUAGUGCUUAUAUAUGUAAAGGUUACUAACUGCUCAACCGGGUCGUACAUGACUGCCCAGGUGCUGUAUGCUUGUACAAUGAAUACCGGUAUUUUAACUAGCAAGUAAAGCAAUCCACUUCAUUCCUAACUACCAAACUAGCAAUCAGAUUUUAAUAUGCCUAUAUGGAAUAGUUCUAAUUAUUAAGAAUUCAAUGGGGGUGGGACUUGGCCACUGAGGAGAGUGGUCACAUAUCUCCACUUUGGCAGCCUUAAUUUUCCUCAUAUUCUGCUCUUACACAGAGAAGAUACCUCAUUCUCGCAUUUGAUUCACAGUGCACACAUGUGGAAGAGGCGCAAAAAAGCUUAAAGCUCUCCCUGUCACGGGAUCCCAAAAUAUCGGAAAUAAUUUAUCAUGCAGGCCUAAGCCUGAAAUAGCACCACUAUCUGAUAUCCUCACUUCUCCUCAGAGGAUGUCUUGGGCACCCCUGUUGAAAUCCCCCUCCACACCUUUCAGUGUUGAUCUGGUAAUGAUGUGGGAGGACCUUCACCUCCUCUAUGCCACAGUGAAAGCACCAAAGUGGAAUAUCUCCUUUAUGGCACAGCAACAAGCAGGAACCACAGUAAAAGUGACUUUGUUACAGGCCGUUAAUUGAACAUUAUAACUUUAACUUAAUACUCUGGACAACAACCGACGACAAAGCAAUCUUAGAAUUUAGGACAUAGCAAAAUCAGUUGAUUCCUUCUAGCAACCAUUAUCCCACAGUGCCAAGGAAACGUUAUACACCUAGAAAGCUGCUAUUGGCUACCAAAAUCUGUGUGCACCUGUUGAUGUAUCUAGACAUCUUUUGAUACGUUUUCAACUGGACGCACUGGGAAAAAAAAGGUUUCACUAAUAUUUAAGGCACCACAAUUGGUGUGUGGCUUGUUUUUUAAAGACUUAUGCAGGUCCACUCUCAGGGGGUGUUGAUCCUUUCUGCAAAGACCCAAAGCCUUAUGGGACACUUGCAGUACUUACUGGUGGUAAUUCUUGUUCUUCUCAUGAUCGCCAUUAGUCGUUGUCCUAGCAGUGAUCCGGUCAGUUACCAGCAUGACAUUUUGGGAAUUUUUAAUAGUUUAUUUUUUUUCAUGCAGAUGUCUUUAACUUUUGAAUUGUUAACAUGAAAGAAUUUUUUUUUUUUUUUUCCUCUCUAGUGCCUUUGGUGCAGCACAGACAAUGAAUGUAUGGUUUACCCACUCAAAAAGCUCCUGCCUCCAGCAUCCAUAUGUAAACUGAGUAGUGCCCGCUGGGGAGUUUGCUGGGGUGAGUAAUUGUUUGUUUUGUUUUAGUGUUUUGUAUGUUUUUAAUGUGUAAUUAAAGGGACACUGUAUUCACCAAAACAACUUUAGCUUAAUGAAGCAGUUUUGGUGUAUAGAACAUGCCUCACUGCUCAAUUCUCUGCCAUUUAGGAGUUAAAUCACUUUGUUUAUGCAGCCCUUGCCACACCUCCCUGCAUGUGACUUGCACUGUCUUCCUAACACUUCCUGUAAAUAGUAAUCUAAUGUUUACACUUUCAUUAUUUAUAAUUUAGGAUUCUUAUCUUCUGGUGUUAAUAGCUUUCUAGGCCCCGCAGGACCCUCCUGUAUGUAAUUAAAGUUCAAUUUACAGAGCAGGAGAUAAUGGUUUAAUUUUUAGUCUUUAAAAGCUUUUUUUUUUUUUUUUUCUCAUGCUGGUUGUGUAAAUCACUUGCAAGAAGGUGUUGCUAGGGCUGCAUAAAUAGAAACAAAAGCAAUUUGACUCCUAAAUAGCAGAGAAUUGAGCAGUGAGACUGCGGGUUUCAUUAAGCUAAAGUUGUUUUGGUGACUAUAGUAUCUCUUUAACCUUGAGAAACACCAUAAAGUGUGUGUUGCUUGAAAAAUUCAUAUCUAAAAUAUUUCCAGAUCAGUCCAAUCUUAUACCACGAGUAAAAAAAAAAAACGUCGGUCGCAAGAGUUUUCUGAGAACAGACCGCAACUGAAAUAGCCUGCUCUCCGGUGGGUCCCCGCUCAGAACUGAAGCUGGUUUUAGCUCAUCUUGUGCCAUUACAGAGAGAACAUAUCAGACUGGUCCCACCCAAUCGAGCAGUCCAGAUCCGAAAGGCCAGCAAAUUCCCUCUGCACGAAGGACACAGCAACCCCAGACAAUCGUUUCAGCCUUGUUAGCUAAAACCAGCUGGAGAUCUGAGCGGGGACCCACCGAAGGGCAGGCUAUUUCAGCCGCUGCCCGUUCUUAGUAUUAUCUUGCGCCCCGUUUUUUGCAAUCUUAUACCAUCCCUGCAGUAUGAGCCAUAAAGAGUUACUGAAACCAAAAGCGUGCUUGUGUUUUUAUUUUAUUUUUUUUAAUUAAAUGUAUACAACACCAUGUUGAGGCAAAGUUCUUCCUGUAGCCUCAACGUGUUCUCUGCAGUUCACUUUUUGUGACUUCCUUCUCACGGCAGGGGAGGAACGUUUCUGAUAAGGAGCUGAGGUGCCGCUGGUAACCUGUUACCAGUAUGCUAUGAAUGCUGACGCCAAAUGUCUUAUGCACAGAAUUAAACUCUGGCCGCAAAGUUCAUGAUCUCUGUAUAUGCUGCACAUAGACUCCACAGAUUUGAAGUGUAAAUGAUACUUUAAGUGGUCAUGGUGCUUCAAUUAACCAUUAAAAGAUCCUAAUUUACUUCAGCUUGGAUUGUAAUUGCUUGGGCCAGCACUGACGAGUUUAGUUUUAAUAGUAUUUAUUAAUUAAUUUAAGGGCAGGGAUAGUGUUUGUUCUCUUUAAGCAGUCUGGACUCACACAUUUGUCGCAGGACUAAUUAUCCUCCCAGUGUUCGUGAUGGCGUACUUUCUGGUAUUUGUUUUUCCACUGAUGAAGAUGUGAUGAUGUAGUCUUGAUGCCUCUGCACACACUAUUGCACGCAAUAAUUUUACUGGGAAGAGAUGACAAAUUCCAUCACUGUAGCGUUUGGUCACUUACUUCUUUCAUGUAUUUCAAGAAUAUCCAAUAAAAAAAAAAAAAACCUAGUUACCGGUAACUGUGUUCUUUUUUUUUUUUUUUGUUUGAGUCCUAAGCAAAAAUAUAGUUGCAUAACAAACAUGAGCAGGAGAUUUAAAGACACACAGUAGUAAUGCAAUGCAGGUAUUAGAAUUCUAAGCAAUAUAACAUACAGAUCAUAUGCAGUCCCAUGCUACCAGCCAGGCCUUAGAAGUUACUUGCCACUGCACACGCCAGGGGGGAAAUUCUACUCACUGAGUGGAGUUUUUGAGUCCAAGUUGGUGAUUGAGUGGAUUAACAGUUUAUGCACUAAAAGGUCAGCCUAAGCACUACUUUGCAUAGUAAGUGUAAGGUUUUUUUUUUUUUUUUUUUUUUUCACUGUAUCCCUGCCACUGAAUAGUAGCAGGGCUUCUUUAGGGAGGAUUUGUUCAGGCUGAGCGCAUGUGGAGUGCACCUCUAGUGAAUGCAGACCACAGUAAUUGCUCCCUCACAGUCCAGCGCUCACUAAUGAAUCAUGGCUACCAGAAUUCCAAGCCUACACUCUGACCUGCGGAAUGCAGUGACUGUGAGGGAGUGACUGCUGUGGUCUGCACCCACCAGAGGUGGAGACUUCUUAAACUGGAAAACAAGGGAGUUUUAAACCCUGUUGGACCACCAUGGAUCGCAGCCUACCUCCCUGCAAAAAGAAAAGCAGGAGAGGGUGCAAAACAGAUUACAAAUUCACUGGGUGCAUCACCCAUGCACACAGCCAGGAAAAAUCUCCCACCAUGCAAGUUGCACACAGCUGGGGCAUACCAUGCAAAUUAGACCAAGUUGGGGCACACCAUGCAUGCACAACCCUUGCACAUACGUGCUCACUAUGGGGAGUUCUGAGGGAGAGACUGGGAGUAAGCUGAGACACCCUGGGUUAUUUAUUCAACUCUGAAUUUUCACACAUUAAAUCUGAAUAGAAAAGUUUGUAACUGUAGGUGAAAUGGAGAAUAUUUUUUUUUUUUUGUCUAGUUAUAUUUUGAAUUGAAUAAACUAGUUUUUAUUUGUCAUGUGUUAACUUGUUUUUUUUUUGUUUUGUUUUUUUUUUUCUGUUUUCUUUUAUCCCUGUUAGCAACAAAGGGAUAACAUUAAGUGGCUGUAUGCUUACAAAUGGACAGCAAUAGUUUUAAACUGGUCAGUCGGAUUUGUUUUUCACUUUAUUCAUUUUUUUUUUUUCUGCAUUGCACACAUAGCUGAACCCGGUUUAAGUAUAGAAAGUUAGGUGUUUUUCCCUUGACUUUCAGGACACUUGUUAUGGAUCAGUCCUCAUGGGUACCCCAUACUCCAUUAAAGUUGGUACUGUUUAACUAUAUGAUGUGAUUUAAUCUUUCAUAUCUUAAAUUAACUUCUUUUUUUUUUUUACUCCAGUUAAUUUUGAAGCUUUGAUCAUCGCCAUGUCUGUGGUUGGAGGAAUCAUCAUCCUUUCUAUAUGUAUCUGCUGUUAUUGUUGUUGUUGCAGAAAGAAGAAGAAGAGCAGAAGGUAAGCACACUGGCAUAGUAUAUUUUAGUGAAAAUUCUCUGCAUGUUUUGUUCCAUUUCAGGGUAUUUUAAAGGGACACUUUAGUUACAUGAAGCAGUUUUGUUGUAUAGAUCAUGUCUCUGCAGUCUCACUGACUAAUUCUCUGCAAUUUUAUGAGAUAAAUCAAUGUUUAUGCAGCCCUCUGCAGUCUGCACACCUCCCUGCAUGUGACUUACAUAGCCUUCUUUAACACUUCCUGUAAAGCGUCAUCCAAUGUAAUCUAAUCUAAAGUUAAUCUAAACUUCCUUUUAUUGCAAAUUCUGUUUAAUUUAGAAUUUAUCUCCUGCUCUGUUAAUAGCUUGCUAGACUUUGUAGAAGCCUACUGUUUGUGAAUAAAGUUCAAUUUACAGAGCAGGAGAUAAAAACUUUUAAUUAAAAAUUAAACCAUUUUUUUUCCAUGCAGGCUGUGUGAGUCACAGGGGUGGUGUGACUUGGGCUGCAUAAACAGAAACAAAAGUUAUUUAAUUCCAAAAUGACAUAUAAUUGAGCAGUGAGCCUUCAGGGGCACGAUCUGCACACUAAAACGGCUUCAUUAAACUAUAGUGUCAUUGUAAGGAAAGGUAAUCUGCAACCCAUCCCUAUUCUGUCACUCUGCUACUAUAGGCUAUGGGGAAUGGAAGUGAAACAAGAAUCAACAAAAAUAAUCCAAUUCAGUUAAUCCCCACUCUGGUUUCAUGUCACAUGUGCAUUUUAUUUGUACAUAAAUGUCAUAUUUACUUUUGUACUAUGAAAGGAUAAAGAUGUCACUUUACCAACUAUAGUUUAAAUAUUGAUUCUCAUUUAAUAAGCGGUUUCACCUGUAUCACUUUAAUCUCCUCUUCAAAUCAAAACAUCCUACUGAUUGAUGAGUGGAUGAACCCUGUUUAUAUUAAGGUGGCAAAAAGUGAGAAAUCAAUAGGCUAUUCAUGAAACCUUGCUUUGUGCAUUUUCUUUUUGCGUAGGCAGAAAAAUUGGUAAAUUGUUGGUGGUUUUUGUGCAAAUUGCAAUAUGCCAUGUUUUUCAAAGGGUUUGUGUUAUGGGGAAUUUUUUAGUAUUUUGCUGCCUCUUUAUUCACUAAGUCACAUACAAUACUGCAUCUCAAUGUUCUUAACCCUUGGUAGUCUUCUUUUCCAAAUAUUGUCCAUACUGUUUGUAUUAUAUGAACACUCCAAACACAUUAACACUGAAACAAUGUUUACUUUACAUUUUAACUACUUACUGGAGGGGGGAAGAGUUAAUUUAGUUAAAGUUUUGCUCUUUAACCCCUUAAGGACACGUGACAUGUCAUGAUUCCCUUUUAUUCCAGAAGUUUGGUCCUUAAGGGGUUAAAGAAACACUCCAGCAACCUAACACAAUGAAAGUGAUCUACAGUAUUGUAACACUCUUUCUACAUGUUGUUUUCUUUGUCCAUGGAAAAGAGCCUCCAGUUUAUUUGUGGUGGGAUUUUAAAUGGGGUGUCGUGCUGAAAUCUUCAAGUUGGUAGCUGGUUCUAAUAUUUAUGGCCAUCUCAAAUCCACAAAGUGAAUAUGUAUAUUCAUUGUAUCACUGAUCAUAGCAUUUAUAUUUAUUUUUACCGCAAAUAAGAGGAGCAAAUCUAGGUCCUCUAUAACACUAUUGGUGCACAAGUGAAGCAACACUAUGGCUGGCACGAGAUACAGAUUGUGUUUACACUGGCCGGCCUGUGUUUUACCUUCACUGUUGCAUCUAUUUGACAAGCAGAAUAUAGAUAAUAUUGUCACAUUAAGCUUCCUGAAUUACAAUUGGGAACUUGGUGUUUAUACUGAAAUAUGUAUUGCUACCGUAAACCACUUUUGCUGAGCAGAUCCCCCUGUUUGCUUUUAGUUUGAAUCAAACAGGUCACGUAACAGUUCAGUCCCAAGUUCUACUUAUAAUAGAAUCUUCAAAAGGCUCAUGGUUUUAGCUGUCUAUUUAAAUAGUAAGGCAUGUGCAGAUUCCUUGCUAAUCUCCUAAAACAACAAAACCCACAAGACUUCUUGGUGUUUUUGUUUUCCUCUUUAUAUAAGUUUUUCCUAAUUAAAUCAUAGGUUUACAUCACAUGUUAAGUGCUACCCUAAAAUUUACUGAUUCGCCUGUAUCUCUGCUGUAUAUACGAAUAAUCUUGCCAAUGGCCAAAGUACUUCUUCUUUUCUUUUUUUUUUUUUCUUUUCCCCUCCGCUUUUAAAAAUAUGGUUUUGUAACUGGCAAUGGCCAGUUCAGUCUGUGAGGAGACUGACCUCUUAUAAUUUUUUUUUUUUUUAUAUAUAAUUUUUUUUUUUUAAUUUGCAUUUUUAUCUAUUUAUAUAAAAUGCACCAAUAUAAAAGUUUUUAAUGAAACUUGCCACAUCUCCACCGUGUAGCAAUGGCAGGUAUCUCCUCCUAGACCAGGCUAAAGACUAGUUUAUGGAGAAUGGACUUUUAGGGCUUUAUGGAUUCUAUAAUUCAAUUCUGGCAGCAGUCCUAUUGAUCACAUAGGAUGAAUAAACUGAUAGGAGCCAGGCCAUGGAUGCAUAGUUAGACCGUAACAUCAGUUUUGUGAAUGGGGCUGUGUAGGACAAUCUCAUUAUCUGUUCACUGCACAAGUGUGCAACUGAGGCUUGGCCUCUUUGUGAGAAUUGGAGAGUGGAGGUAGUGCCUUGCAUGCUAUGCAAACCUUGUACACAGAAUAUGUAGUGAUCUGGGCAGCAAAUCGGGAAGUAUAUAAUAUUAUAAAAACUACCACAACAAGAGGACAUAGUCCUAAAUUAGAGGGGCAAAGGUUUAAAAAUAAUAUCAGGAUGUAUUACUUUACAGAGUGUAGUGGACGCAGGAAAUGGCAUUCCAGCUCAAGUGGUAGUGGGUAACACUGUGAGGGAGUUUAAGCAUGCGUGGGAUAGGCAUAAGGCUAUCCUAGCUAUAAGGUCAGGCCAGGGACUAAUGAAAGGGUUUCGAAAAUUGGGCAGACCAUAUGGGCCAAAUGGUUCUUAUGUGCCAUCAUAGUGUACGUUUCUAUAAAUUCCCUCUUUAACGUCAGAGAAUGGACAAUCCUAUAGAUGCAGCAAUUUUAUGUAUUUUUCUAAAUCACUGCAGCCACAAGCAAAUGUGUGCAGGGAGGUGAAGACCCCCAUUUACCACAACACUGUUUUGGGAUAAGUGUUUCUAUAAAAUGUAUAUCAGGAUGAUGAUAUUUAUAUGCCCACUUUUUUUUUUUUUUUGUACAUUCUCAAAUUUUUUUAAUUUUAUUUAUUUUUAUUUUUUUUUUUUCUUGUGGUGGAUGGCUUGUUAGGCUGUAUGUAUGUAUGUAUGUAUUAUUCCCCCAGUGAAUGCCACGUAUUAAAACAGCCCUUGUUUUAGAAUUUGUGUAGUUCUUAGAAGUGGAAAUACAUGGAUUAAUAUUUAGGAGCAUAAAACUUAUUUAUAUUUUUUUUUGGUGUUUUUAUGUUCAGUUGUUACUUGCUGUUACAGUUCGUGCACUUGCUGAACUGAUUUGAAAUUAGACUGUUUUCAUUUCAGCGCUGCUCUGGACAAUGAAAAAGCUUUAAGACAACAGGAAGAGCGAAAAGUACGUCAGGAGGAAAGGUGAGUAAAAUUUCAAUCUCCCCUUAUGACAGAUGGAAAAUGACCACUUCUUGCAACACCAGUUUUGUGUUUGUGUGUAUAUGUAUGAUUACAUUACACAGUAACUGCCUGGGUAAUUGACUAAACUACUUGUCCAGCAUAAACUAUCAUUGACUUGCUUUUUUUCAGAUCCUUGUACACCACUCUUCCCAUACUUUGGUCAGUGGGUGACUAAAUAAAACCUAGUGUUGCCACUCAAGGCCAGUGGGUGGUGGCUACUUAUCAAACUAGGGAUGGCCGGUUUAGAUCUAUACAUAUUUUCUUUCCUUCAUUCCAGAAAUGACAAGAGAAAAGCAUCCAUAAUUUUAGAUGGCUGCUAAUGAAAAUUAAAGGGGCACUAUAGUCACCAGAACAACUACAGCUUAUUGAAUUUGUUCUGGUGAGUAGAAUCAUUACCUUCACGCUUUUUGCUGUAAACACUGUCUUUUCAGAGAAAAAGCAGUGUUUACAUUACAGCCUAGUGAUAACUUCACUGGCCACUUCUAAGAUGUCUGUUAGAGAUCCUUCCUGGGUCAUGGCUGCCUAAAAUGCAUCCAAACAUUCAGUAUCUCCUCCCUUUGCAUGUAGACACUGAACUUUCCUCAUAGAGAUUCAUUGAUUCAAUUCAUCUCUAUGAGGAGCUGCUGAUUGGCCAGGCCUGUGUUUGAAUCAUGCUGUCUCUGCCCCUGAUCUGCCUCCUUGUCAGUCUCGGUCAAUCCUAUGGGGAAGCAUUGUGAUUGGAUCAGGCUACCAUUUCUGAUGUCAGCAGACGGCUUGUUUUUCUAAGGCACACAGCAUGCAGAUCUACAGCUUCAGGCUUGAAUACAGUAAGAUGUUGCUAUAUUUAUGGAGGCAUGAGUGGCACAGGGGGGCUAGAUGGUGAUUUUAACCCUAUAGGGUCAGGAAUACAUGUUUGUGUUCCUGACCCUAUAGUGAUCCUUUAAGUACUGAAUCACAUAAAAUCUAAAAAUCUAGGCCCAGAUUUCAGCAAUAUGUCUGACAUCCAGAUCAUAUUCAGGCUCAUUUGGAGCCUUCUCUGGCCUGGGAAGCAAUAGAUGAUGGUUUUGCCACAUUUGGUGUGGUGACAUUCAAAGUGUAGUGAAUUAUGGUCUAUCUUUUAUUCUGCUUGUCACCAAAUUUGGAAUUUGUUGCGAUUCGUGUAAAAGUAUUAUGCUAUUGCUCCAUAUGUUAAGACAUUCUGCACCCAUGAUUGCAGUCUAAUCUAAGGACGUGUAAUGAACAGAACCCUAGCCUAUGGGUUCACAAGGAGAGAGGCCUAAUAGUGCCCCAGUAAAACUUGCAUUAGUUUCAUGUAUCUAUUUUAUAAAACAAAUUGAAUGGGUUAAGCACCAUGGCCUCUUCGAAACGCUGAAGUGACCAUGGUGCUUUUAGCAACUCUUUAAGACUUUCUAUACAUAUUUAUUUUUUUUUCUUUUCUUGAUAAAGCUUCUGGUUUCUGUUUUUCUUAGGAGAGUUCAAAUGAAGACACGACAUGAUGAAAUAAGGAAGAAAUAUGGUAAUGUGAAUGUUCUGUAAAAUAAUUUUAAGAAUAUGCCAAUAAGAUAUGGUUACACCAAAAGAUUGUCAUAUUUGCAUUUCAACUUUUUUUUACAGCCAUAUGUUCAAUUGCCUGAGCCAUUCCAAGUCAAUGUAUUUUUUUUUUACACUACAUCCUGUUGCUAAGCUUGAAAUAUAUGAAUAAAAAGUACAUCCUCUGGUGCUGUGUGGGUGACAUAAAAUGGUAGCCCCAUCCAAGCCAUUUGACAUCUGGAAUUUGAAUCUAAUUUCCAUUUUCACUAUUUAUUUUUUGUAGGUCUGUUUAAAGAAGACAACCCUUAUUCCAAGUUUGAAGCCUAAUCUCCUGGAAAUGAGCACUGUUUCUUUACGAGGCUACAAAUUCUCUCUUCAGCUGAAGCAUCCCCAGAUCUUUCAAUUGUUUAUUCCUUGGUAUAUUGGUCAGAGGUUGUUCCUAGAAGCACUUACAGUGCAGGUUUGUAGAGACUCCUCACCUGGGCACUAAUGGAUUUUCAGCACAGAUUAAUUUUCAUAAAUGAUUGAAACACUUGUGCCAGUUGAAGAGAAUUCUUUAAGCCUGUGCUUUUUGGGCCUCUUUACCAACCAACUGUGCUCCCAACCCAUCCUUCUUCUUAGGGGGUAACUGCUCUAAGAAUGUAUUCCUAUAAUUUGAUUCUGAAAUAGAAGCUGCACUAUCACCAUGUUUCCUCCCGUGGUGUGUAAUGUACCUUAAUGUAAAAUAUAGAAAACAAUAUAGCAAAAUAUGUACCAAUGAAUGCAAAAACAGAACUUACCCUAGAACUUGCAUUGAGUUGAUCUCAAUACAAGACCUACAAAAAGAUUGAAGCAAACAAUACUAUUGUAGAAAACUGACAAAAAGUAACUUCUAAACCCAAAGAUGCUCUUCAAAGCCUUUAAUAAAAUUAAAUGAGGAACAUUGUGGGUGUAGGGGCAGUUUAGCUCUGCACAAUUCCUCCCAUAAUGCCUUAGAAUAAAUUCUAAAAUAAAAGGUUCAACACAAGUGCCUAUUCUGCUUUGGGGAAGUCUGCCUUGCCUGAUAGAUGCACAGUUAAUGAAAACCAAUAUAUCUAUGUCCGCAACAAAGUACCAAAUUUAGCCAUUUACAUCCUCAAACAUUUUGUCAUAUAUUUAAUUUGUCACCUAUAGAAUUUAGAAAACUAAAAUUACAAAUAGAAUGUAUUUUCUUUACACUUCCUCUAUGCUUUAUAGAUUUACUUGGAGCAAGGUGGGAAGGUUUUUAAUGGUAUUGCAUAAAAUCUGUUUAAACUGUAAAGGUUUUGUGUAUUAAUUUCUAAUUUCAUGUAAUCUCUAAUUGUAUAAAUAUUUGGUACCAAAAAUGUGAAACAAAAAAAUUCUUUAAAAAAAAUGUUCCAUUACAAAUACUGGUUUUCUUAAACUUGGAUAUAUGCUUUAUUUGCCUUUUUUAGUUUUCAUGUAAUCAAACCUGCAUUUACACAUUUUGACUUUUACACAUGUAUAUUGGCAAACGUAUAUCUAUUUAAUUUUUUUGUUUUAUAUUUUUUCCCUUUCCUUUUUGUACUGGUAGUCCAAAAAUAUAUAUGCACACCUGCAUGCCAUGUCAGUUUUUAGGACCUUUCGUAGUGUAAAUAAGUUUGUUUUAAUAAGUGGCUUUUUUUUUUUUAUCAUUAUUAUAAAUUAAACCUAUUAUUGCGCCUUAAACUUAACACACCACCCAUUUCAUACUAUUAGGCCAACAGGCCAAUUUAUCUGGCUAUAGAUACAACUAAAAUAUCACUAAAUUCUAUUCAGUGUUUUCCGCUCUGCAAGGCCACAGAGGAAUCGUUACCAGGCACACAUUUUGCAACUUUGUGUUUAUAUUUUUUUAUUUUAAACAGUGUCACCUAGUGUUUUGUCUGACAUUUAUUUCAUAUGAGUUUCGAAUAACCUAGUCCCGAUUUUGUGUAAUAAAUGCAGUAAUGGUGUGUUUUAGCCAUCUUUUUCUCUUUUCCACUGUCAAUCAUAAGUAUGCUGGUCCAUCUAGGGGGGCAAAGUCGUGUUUUUUUUUUUUUUUUUCGUACUGAUUUACAUUUGUAAUUGUAAGAUUAGAUUUUCUUCUGUUGCCAAAAAUCUAUAGUAAUACCAGGUAAAGAUUUACUUUAUUUACUUUUUUAUUUAGGUGCUGGAAAUAAAAUGUGAAUUUGUUUGUGUAAGCUCUUGUUUUCAAUCAAAUGGUUGAUGGCUAACCUGAACGUUCUAGUUUUGUGAACUAUCUUCCCAUGUACAUGGUGGGCUAGCCAAUAAGAUGGCUGUUUGGGCUAUUCACUGAAGUGUGAAUUGUUGGAAAUUCAAAAUUCAGUCCAACUUGCUGUACUGGAAAUUCUCCAAACAGCUGUGUUUUUAGUUUCUCUUUUUUGACCCCACACUCACUUUGAAUUUCCAAUAAGUCCUGUUUUAGUGAAUGGGGGGGGAUAUCUUACAAACCUCUUCAGUUCUUGUGUUUGCCAUUGCUGACUUGGUUAUAUGUUAAAGUGUAUGCUAAGAUAAAUGUAGUUGAGCGUGAUUUGAUUUUGUUAAAUACACUCCAAGAAUAUACCAAUGAUCUCUAUAUCUACACCGAUGACUAUGGAAAUAUAUUUAAAUUUUUCUGUAAAAUUUUUAUAAAUAUUUUUAUUUAAUUUUUGGAAUGCACCGAUGGGCUUUGCCUUUUAAAUAAUUUCCAUCACAGAUAUAUGAAGCACAUGCCACUUUCAAGCUUAAUAGAAGUGCCAUAUUGCCUUUUAAUAUUACCACAAACCUAUUGGUGACCGCAAUGCCUCAGCUUACGUUUAAUUUAUCUUAAAGUCUUUACCAAAAAAGUUGAAACAUAAAUGUUAAACGUAUAUGGAACGUGCCUAAUUUAGCGUGUUGUUGAUUUCCUGGCAGUCUGUAUUCGGAACACACAUGUGCAUGCCAUUAGUUUUACGCUUUCUGUGACCAGUUUUGAAUUAAAGCAUAUUUUGCAAUUGACUUUAAGCACCGACAAACUUACAGCUGUGAUGCAAACUGACCAGUUAGGUCCCACAUAUUCAUACAUAAAUACUUUAUUUUAUUUUUUUCAAAUGUAAAAUUUGCUAUCUUGUAUGCUAAUUUUAUCAUAAGGCAUUGUUGACACUUUUAAAAUACAAAAUGUUGUGCACAUUAAAUAUCUAGUAUUAUAAUUUUAAGGUACAAGUAUUUUGCAUAUUAUACCUUUUUCUAAACCUCCACGCACUUUUUGUAUAAUAUUUUUUAUAUCCUUGUUUCUCUGUGCAUAGAUUCUGCCUUCGCCUGUAGGCAAAACAUUAAUUUGAGCGAGAGAUGGCUUUGUUACCCCUUUUUGGCCAUAGUACUUGAGAAGUCCUUUACAUAAAGUGUGGUCUUUAAUGAAUACUUAACCACAUGUUUGACAGCGUCCAAUAACCUCUCUAUUGAAGAUUGUGUUUGGCUUGUUUCAAGGGGAGUAUUGAGGCCAUUCGGAGUCCGAGAAACCCAUAAAUUUUAAUAUUCUUCCAUCUGCUUCAAUCAUUGAGGUGUGCAACCCGCAGGGUACGGUUUGUUGCAAUUGUUGUACAGUUUCCCCAUAAAAGUCAAACCUUGUCAGAGGCCUAGUAGGUUGUCUUCUGAGACUUACACUAGUAGUAACUGCUUAUACCUGUGCCUUAGCAGCUGGGUCAGCUGCAAACCACUUUUAAAUCUACGCGUAGAUAGUGGCAAUCUUGGUUGGGGCUGCACUAUCCAAUCCAGCUUAGCCUUAAAGGAAGCUAGUUAGUAGUACCAUCUUCUGACAGUGAGGUGUAGUUCUAGUAUGUAGAAGCAUCGUGCCAAUGCCUCUAAAGUCCUUCGUGCAGUCGCUUGUGUCAUUAGCGAUCUGCAGCCCAUCUGUGUCAACAGGAGCACUAUUGCCUGAUAUAGUAGGUGAGUAUACACUCCAUGCAAAAGCCUUGAGAGGCCAGCUAGGCUUUUUGGUAGCCAAUGAGAAAAGGAUAGACCUCCUAACUGCUCAAACGCUUGUUGUCAAUAUUCUCAGACCCUUCAGGAUACCCAUCAUAUGUUUCAUUGAUCAGUAAUGGUUUAGCUACAUAUAGAUUAGAAUUUUAGGAAAUGGUUUGCCAUUUUUGGUGUCUGAAUUCCAAGACUGCUUAUACUAACACAAGAUGUGUCAUAUCUGUAAAUGUAUUACAAAGUCCUUUUAUAAUACACUAAUGUGCCUAGUUAAUAUGACUGUCAAUACUCUACUAUAUAUAUGCAAUUAUCGUCUAUGUCCUGAAUAUUGGUAGAAGGUGAAAUUGUGUGUAUGUAUUAUAUUUUUUAAUCCAAUAAAAACUAACACCUUAUUUGUG
Pelobates cultripes (western spadefoot toad) is the source of this 26013-nucleotide messenger RNA. NCBI's taxonomy places the organism in Eukaryota, Metazoa, Chordata, Amphibia, Anura, Pelobatidae. The record is from the annotation of a GenBank genome assembly.